Hippocampus comes (tiger tail seahorse) is the source of this 3071-nucleotide messenger RNA. RefSeq names its product spermatogenesis associated 20 (gene spata20). The transcript has 16 exons. The coding region runs from base 483 to 2945 and encodes 820 amino acids. The record is from RefSeq and is a predicted model, not a curated record. Lineage: Eukaryota; Metazoa; Chordata; Actinopteri; Syngnathiformes; Syngnathidae. Gene Ontology annotation, biological process: carbohydrate metabolic process.
CAAAACAAUUGCGAAAUAUAUCAAUAUGUGUGAUCAUUUGCAACAUUAAGCUCCGUUUUUAAUUUGCAUUCAGUGUUUGUUGUUCAGUAAUAACAGUGGGAUAUCUUGUGAAAUUCUUGACUUGAAAUAAUGUGAUGCCUUGUCACAGGAAAUAUUUGUCAAAAAUGUAAAAAUAGCGUGGAACCUAGUACCGUCUAACAUUGACAUAAAAUAAUUGAAAAAGCUAUGUGUAAUAGUUUUCAUUUAAAAAAAAAGCGAACUAAAUGUUGGUCGUUCCAAGAUAUUAACUCAAGUUACAUUUUAAUCGUUAUUCUCGCGUAUUUCGUACCGUCUGUGCUCAACCGGUAUUUGGCGACACCGCGUGUCCGUUUAUGGCAUUACAACAACACCUCCUCAUGCUUGCCUGUGUAGCAAUUUAGCAAGUUUGGGGCAAGGUACAGUGUCAACGCUAAAGGCUAGCUUGUCACACUUUGUGGAUUAGGAUGCUCAGACUGGCAUGGCGUCGCCUGACGUCCAAAUAUAGCCGGGUGCAACCCGAGCGUCUUGUCAUUGCAGCCCUCAGGCACACAACCCCUUCGUACACAAACUCGGGGAAUACCGGAAAGUUCUUCCGACAUUGUACCCACCGCCGCCACCAACAACCACCACCAAACGUCAGGUCAACAACAUUCCACUUCCUCAGAUUAUCUCCUUUCACGAGCAUGGCAUCAGGGGGAGAAGGGCCACCCGCAACGCCUCCCAGACACACCAAUAGGCUCGCCAAGGAGAGGUCACCCUACCUGCUGCAACAUGCGCACAACCCCGUUGACUGGUAUCCGUGGGGGCAGGAGGCCUUCGACAAGGCACGAAAUGACGACAAACCCAUCUUCUUAUCAGUGGGCUACUCAACAUGCCACUGGUGUCACGUUAUGGAGAGGGAGUCUUUUGAGGACGAAGAAAUUGGCAAAUUGCUCAGCGACAACUUUGUCUGCAUUAAAGUCGACCGAGAGGAGAGACCGGAUGUGGAUAAAGUAUACAUGACCUUCGUUCAGGCAACAAGUGGAGGUGGAGGAUGGCCAAUGAGUGUGUGGUUAACCCCUGAUCUCCGCCCUUUUAUCGGCGGCACCUACUUUCCACCCAGAGACCACGGGAGACGACCCGGCUUUAAGACUGUCCUGACCCGAAUCAUGCAACAGUGGCAGCACAACCGCUCCAACUUGGAGUCCAGUGGGGACAGGAUCCUCGAGGCGCUGAAAAAAGGCACGGCCGUGGUGGCGACCCCGGGCGAAAGUCCUCCUUUGGCUCCUGAUGUGGCUCAACGCUGUUUCCAGCAGCUGGCCCACUCUUACGAAGAAGAGUACGGCGGUUUCAGGGAUGCUCCCAAGUUUCCCACACCGGUCAAUCUGAUGUUCCUCAUGUCUUUCUGGUCUGUGAAUCGCUCCACCUCGGAGGGCGUCGAGGCUCUGCAGAUGGCUCUGCAUACACUCCGCAUGAUGGCGCUGGGUGGCAUCCACGACCAUGUCGCCCAGGGCUUUCAUCGUUACUCCACAGAUUCUUCUUGGCACGUUCCACAUUUUGAAAAGAUGCUGUACGACCAGGCCCAGCUUGCCAUCGCCUACAUAACUGCCUUCCAGGUAUCAGGUGAGCAGGUUUUCGCGGAAGUGGCAAAGGACAUCCUGCUUUACGUCUCCAGAGACUUGAGUGACAAGUCUGGGGGUUUUUACAGUGCGGAGGAUGCAGACUCUUUCCCAACAUCAGGGGGAUCCGAAAAGCGCGAGGGGGCUUUUUGCGUCUGGACAGCCUCGGAGGUUCGCCAGCUGCUGGCUGACGUGGCAGUGGGCGCCAGUGGAUCCGCCAACCUCGCCGAUGUUUUCAUGCACCAUUAUGGAGUGAAAGAGCAAGGCAACGUUGCCCCCGAACAGGACCCUCACGGGGAGCUGCAGGGCCAGAAUGUGCUGAUCGUGCGGUAUUCCGCCGAGUUGACAGCCGCGCACUUCGGCGUUAGUGUGGAGACGGUCAAUGAGCUUUUGGCUUCGGCGCGAGCCAAAAUGGCCGAAGCGAGGAAGGUUCGGCCACGCCCGCAUCUGGACACCAAGAUGCUGGCCUCCUGGAAUGGUCUGAUGCUGUCAGCCUACGCCCGUGUCGGAGCCGCGCUCGGGGACGAGGCGCUGCUGGAGAGGGCGGCGCACGCCGGCCACUUCCUGAAGGAACACCUGUGGGAUGCGGAGAGGCAGACCAUUCUGCGAUCCUGUUACCGUGGAGACCAGAUGGAGGUGCAGCAGAUAUCACCACCUAUUUCUGGCUUCCUGGACGAUUACGCAUUCAUCAUUUGCGGCUUGCUGGAUCUCUAUGAGGCCACCAUGCAAACCGAGUGGCUGCAGUGGGCUGAAGAGCUGCAGCUCAGACAGGACGCGCUGUUCUGGGACUCGGCGGGUGGAGGCUACUUUUGCUCUGACCCAAGUGACAGCACUGUUCUGCUACAACUCAAAGAAGAUCAGGAUGGUGCCGAGCCCAGUGCUAACUCCGUGUCAGCGUCCAGUCUGUUGCGUCUAUCCCAGUACACCGGAAGGCAGGAAUGGCUCCAGCGGUGCCAACAGCUACUGGCAGCGUUCUCGGACCGUCUCACCAAUAUACCCAUCGCUCUACCCGAGAUGGUGCGGGCACUCAUGGCACAGCACCACAUGCUUAAACAGAUUGUGAUCUGCGGCCAAAGAGAGUCCCCAGAUACAAAAGGUCUUCUCGAGGCAGUCCACUCCCUCUUCCUCCCGCACAGGGUCCUGAUGCUUUUAGACGGCAGUUCGGACGGUUUCCUCCGCCAGCGUCUGCCUGCGCUAUCCUCCAUGUCUCAGCAGGGCGGAGUAGCCACCGCCUACGUGUGCCAGGACUUCACCUGCUCACUGCCUGUCACCGAGCCCCAGGAGCUACGCCGGCUGCUACUGGACGGCAAUGUGGAGAUGCAACGCUAAAUGAGCAGUUGAAAGUUUUGUUUUUUUAACUUGACUGAAUGAGCUUUAAACACUUUUUAGCAAAUCUGGCCAGCUUAUCUUUUUUUUUUUUCAGCUUUCUAUGACUAAAUUCAAUGUAUCCAGUAA